UUAAAUUAAGAUUGCACUGGAAUUUGAUCGGACAGUUCAAUCAAUGUGCGAAUUCCUUUUCCAAAGGGAUCACAGAUUGCAGAAUAAUGAACGAAGUAAAGAUUCCACAGUCCAAUCAUCGAAGACCGUCAGAUUCGGAUCUGACGGUCCACAAGACGCAAAACAAAAAAUAAGAGACUCCCCAUAACUCACCACGAUACCAUUUUGGCCCUCCAUUUUCUUACCGUUGCAGCUCAUGGCCCCACCACUUUCGCCCGUUAAAACAUUCAAAUAUCCAAUGCUCACACACUCUCACUCUCCCUCCAACGGCUCUCUCCCCUGCUCUGUUUUCCCCCCAAACCUCUGUUCUUUCUCGCAAUCUAAGCCCAGAAAGAGCUAGCUUCAGCUUCCAUGGAUUCAACGCCGCCCUCUCACCGAUCCGAGCCCAGGUCCAGGCUCAAAUCCGCCUCUCGCCUAGCUCGGCUAGCCCAUUUCGACCGCGAAAGCGAGGACUCCAUCCGACUCUCCAUCGAUUUAGUCUCUUCUCCAAAAAUCACCAACCAAUCACCCUCUCCGAGGCCUCAAACUUCUCUUCCCCUUCACGAGCUUCUUCUCCUCUCGCCUUCGCAUCUUCGAAGAUCAAAAACCCGGGUAACUGAGGCGGGUGAGGAGGCAGUUGAGCCAGCUGGGUCUCGCCGGCGAUGCAAGAACAGGAACGGGUCGAUUUGCGCUUCGCCGAGGAACGUCCGGCGGUCGCGCCGGAGGCUGGAGACAGAGGCUCGAGAGGAGAGGGAUUUGGGGAUGGUGGAAGAGAUGGGGAAGGUUAGAAAAAGGCGGCAUAGUGGUCGGUCCAAGAAGGAGAGGCUCAGCUUGGUGCCUUCGGUUGCACCUCCAAAAACGAGUGAUGGUGAUCAGUGUAAUCUGGAUAAAAUUCGACAGCUGACUAGUGAUCUGAUCAUGUGGAAUGAUGUUGCGAAAUCGAGCCUUUGGUUUGGUUUCGGUUCACUCUGUUUCCUGUCUUCUUGUUUUGCUAGAGAAAUUAACUUCAGCAUCUUCUCCUGCAUGUCCCAAUUGGGCCUGUUGCUUUUAGGGUUGUCAUUCUUCUCCAAUUCAAUCUGUCAAAGGGGAAAUGUGGAACAAAAGCGUGAAUUCAAGCUGAAAGAAGACGACAUAUUGCGAGCUGCCACAGUGAUACUGCCAACACUAAACCUUGCAAUCUCCAAAACAAGACAACUAUUUUCUGGGGAACCAUCCAUGACCCUCAAAGUACAGCCAAAAAACCCUUUCGCUUCCAGUUCAAAUCUAGUUCUUCAAAUUGCAAGGACAAUAGCUCAAAUUUUAACCUCUUCUGGGUUUCAGGUCACUCCAUUUCUCCUUUUGGGAGCUGAAUACGGUCAUCUCUUGACCCUGAAGAGACUCUGUGCACUCGGGUUUUUUGUAAGCUUCACUGGCCCAAAACUUUAUUCCUGUUACUGUGUUCAGAUCAAUAGUAGAGUCGAGGGCUUGAUAAGGAGGUUGUUGGAAGCAUGGCGGGCUUGUUCUCACAAGAAGAUCGUUGCGGCUUCGGCAGUCACAGCCUUUUGGAACCUCAGCUGCAUUAGAACACGAAUAUUUGCAGCUUUCAUAUUUUUGGUGGUACUUCGAUGCUUCAGACAACAUUCAGAAGCAAAAGUGGAAGAAGUAAUGGAAGAACAAGAGGUGCAGCAGAAGGCCUUAGUUGUCGUAUGAAGAAGACAAAAGAAGUUGGCUUCAAAUAACAAUCUAAACAUUGGUUGUUCAGAGGGACAAAUCCCAUGUCGCUGCAAGUCAAGGGCGAGCUGUGGUUCAUGUGGCCUAGCCCGGCGCCAAUGAGCCAUCCACAAAAAAACUUUUAGAGGAAUGGAUUUUCUUUAUGAAAGGGAUAUUUGUACGAUUAUAGUAUCAGUAUAAUUUUAGUUGUACAAUAAAAUCACUUUUCACUUCAUGCAUUCGAUGAAUUUAUAUUACUAUGAAGAUUUGAAAUUGCAAGUGAAUUAAACUUUCAUAGAACAAACAAACCAAACAACUAUGAACAGGACAAGCCCACAACAUUUGAUAAAAAAUGGGGCAUAUAUAUAGAACCAAAGCAGUUCUUAUUUUUUGUAGACAAAAUAACAAUCCAAAGAAGAUAUACAUAAUCAAUCAAUCAAGUCUGUGUACGUAUCUCACAAUAUAUAUGAGAUCAAAUAUGAACUAUCAGAAAACAUCUAUCGGCCCCCUCAGAAGCAAGCAUCCAGCAUACAGCAGCAACACAGUGCAGCACAACUGUCCAAAACAGAAGAUUCAUCCAUAAACAUCAGGUGUAUGAGAGAGAGAGAGAGAGAGAGAGAGAGAACUGACCAUCCCUUCCAGAAGCCGUCGCCCCUAGACUGAGUAGCGGCAGGAGGGUGGUUGAGGUUGGCCGGAGCUUGGCC
This is a messenger RNA of Diospyros lotus (date-plum), 2411 nucleotides long. Its product is annotated as reticulon-like protein B17. The record is from RefSeq and is a predicted model, not a curated record. The coding region runs from base 391 to 1707 and encodes 438 amino acids. Lineage: Eukaryota; Viridiplantae; Streptophyta; Magnoliopsida; Ericales; Ebenaceae. The transcript has 7 exons.